AUGCACAGAACAUAUUCUUUAAGGUCUACCAGGGCACCAACCGCCUCAGACUUGCAGAAUCCUCCACCACCACCAUCUAGUACCAAGAGCAGAUUUUUCGGUAAGGGUGGGUUGGCUUACAGCUUUAGAAGAAACGCAGCAGGUGCUUUUGGGCCAGAGUUGUCGCGUAAGUUGUCGCAGCUUGUGAAGAUUGAGAAGAACGUGCUUCGUUCUAUCGAGUUGGCUGCCAAUGAGCGUAGAGACGCGGCCAAGCAGCUUUCGUUGUGGGGUUUGGAGAAUGAUGACGAUGUUUCGGAUAUCACCGACAAGUUGGGUGUUUUGAUUUACGAAAUGUCCGAGUUGGACGACCAGUUCAUCGACCGUUACGACCAGUACAGAUUGACCUUGAAGUCUAUCAGAGACAUUGAGGGGUCUGUCCAGCCAUCCCGUGACAGAAAGGCCAAGAUUGCCGACAAGAUUGCGUACUUGAAAUACAAGGACCCUCAAUCGCCAAAGAUUGAGGUUUUGGAGCAAGAGAUGGUCCGUGCCGAGGCUGAAUCGCUUGUUGCCGAGGCCCAGUUGUCCAAUAUCACCAGAUCUAAGUUGAGAGCCGCUUUCAACUACCAGUUCGACUCCAUCAUCGAACACUCCGAAAAACUGGCCUUGAUUGCUGGUUACGGUAAGGCAUUGUUGGAAUUGUUGGACGAUUCUCCUGUUACCCCAGGUGAAACUAGACCAGCCUACGAUGGUUACGAAGCUUCCAAGCAGAUUAUUAUCGACGCUGAGAACGCUUUGAACCAAUGGACCUUGGACUCUGCUGCCGUUAAGCCUUCGUUGUCCAUCAGAAACUUCGACGAUGCUUACCUGGACGAAGAAGAACAAUGGGACGAGGAACAACCACAACACGAGGAAGAGGAGGAAGAACACCACCAACAAGUUGCUGCUUGA
Molecule: messenger RNA, 927 nt
Organism: Kluyveromyces marxianus DMKU3-1042
Lineage: Eukaryota; Fungi; Ascomycota; Saccharomycetes; Saccharomycetales; Saccharomycetaceae
Gene: PIL1
Product: lipid-binding protein PIL1
Exons: 1
Coding region: 1-927 (308 amino acids)
Biological process (GO): negative regulation of protein kinase activity; eisosome assembly; endocytosis
Cellular component (GO): plasma membrane; eisosome filament
Molecular function (GO): lipid binding
Source: RefSeq, a predicted model, not a curated record